AUGUUCCCGGCUCCCGGCCAGGGCUCAGCCAGCGCGCAACAGCCUGAAGUAGAGGGCUCUAGACAUCUUUCUUCUGCUCAAGCAGAAGUACCGGAGGACCUCACGGCUACUUCAGGCUGCAGAAAAAUGUACUGGGGAAAUCAUAUCAGAAUUCUUUUCACUGUGACUCUGGUCUGGCAGGCUGUUCAUUUAGAAAAAGGCCCUGAAAAAGAAGAAUGGAAAGAAGAUGUGAAAAGUCUCAAUGCUACAGCACAAAAGCAGCAGCCCAAGAACGAAGGGACUUUUAUAAAUGCGCUCAGUGAUAUGAAUCAUAGUUAUGAAAGUAGAAAGCAACAGAGUUCCAGGUCUUUCGUACCUUUCACUGGAAUUACAGAGAGUAAAAAACUGAACAGACGCUGCUGCCAGAAUGGAGGGACUUGUAUCCUGGGGACCUUCUGUGCCUGCCUAAAGCACUUCAGUGGCAGAUACUGUGAAUAUGAUGAGCGGCAAAGCAACUGCGGCAGCAUUCCCCACGGCGUCUGGGUGCUGAAGGACUGUUGGCUUUGUCGGUGUGGCUAUGGUACACUGCACUGUCUCUCAGAAAUAAGGCAGAGUAACUGCGAACUGACAACGGAAACAGAGGAAAUUAUCAGACUGUAUUCUAAUGGUUUAAGAUUACAGCAAACAGUGUUCUCAGUCACUUGCCUGCUCGCCAUCCUCCUGGAGUUCUGCUAG
Messenger RNA from Vidua chalybeata, 714 nucleotides. RefSeq names its product cryptic protein-like. The record is from RefSeq and is a predicted model, not a curated record. Lineage: Eukaryota; Metazoa; Chordata; Aves; Passeriformes; Viduidae.